AUGAGCAUAGAGGAAUCAGAGAGAAAAGAGUCAAGUCAAGAUCCAGAUAAGCAUGAAAACGCAUUAAAUGAAACGCAGAAUACAGGACCAUGGUACCAUUUUCCCAUAAUUAAUAACCUCCCGGAUGAUAUUGAGAUAAGUGUGAUUGAAUCAUAUGAAGAACAUAUAUAUAUUGGAACUAGUUCAGGGGAAAUAUUGCAUUUCUUCGAGAUCGAGUUUGGUAACUACUUACUCGUCUCAAGAACUAAUUUUGAUGAUGAUAUAAGCAAAAGGCAGCCAGCUGUUAAUAAGAUAAUAAUACUUCCGAAAAUCGAAAAAGCAUGCAUACUCAGUGACUCUGAGGUGAUAUUGUUCUUAUUACCUGAGAUGGCACCCGUCCCAAAUGUUGAAAGGCUGAAGGGUAUAAAUGAUAUUGUAUUGAAAGAUUACCCCAAAAAGGAUGAUAAUAAGUUUAAGAACAAGUAUGAAUUGCUAUUAUUUAGAGAUUCGAAAGUUACAAAUCUGGUAAUUACAGAAAAUGAAUUUAAGCAGAAUACAACUUUCGAUUACAAAUUUAUCCAAAGUGGUCAAUGUCACGACUCAAUGGUCAUGAGUGCAAAAUUGAAUAACUAUGAGCUUUUAAAUUUAAAAUAUAAUCAAGUGAUAUCACUGUUUCGUAUUAGUGAAUCCGUUGAUGGCAAUAAUAAUGAGGCUACGUUGAAGCCAAUGAUACGAAGUUUUAAUAACGACAGUUUUUUAGUUUGUUCUGGAGGCGCAUCAUAUGAAGACAAUGCAAUGGUGCUCGUGGUGGAUCAUCAUGGGGAUAUUACUGGAAUAGCGAUGGAACUUGAACAUUAUCCAAUAGACUUGAUUGUAAGUUACCCAUAUCUUUUGGUACAAUAUAAAGAUGAUCAAUUUCAAGUUUAUAAAUUUCUAGAUGAUCAAAAAUUAACAGUUCAGAAAGUCGAAGUUCCAGAUACUAGAUUGAGAAUAUUUAAGACUCGCAAUACAACCAAACCUUCUAUAAAACCAAAUUCAGAUGAUUAUGAGACGUAUUUAACCUUAAGGGAUGCGAUGGUUGACAAACUAAUGACGGUUCCGAUUAGUAAUAGCUCAAGUACGACGACAUAUGAUAUGGAGUAUAAAAAGAAAGAAUUGGAGGCAAUGUGCGAUUUUUCUUCCUCAAUUCUGAUAACCGACUCCUCGUCAAUAUAUUCAUUUAUUCCAAAGCCACUGUUUUUAACCAUAGUAAAUUUUGAGAAAUCACAAAUUGAUUUAAUACAUGACUAUUUGAAAAAUUGUGAAGAACUAAAUUUGAAGAGCAAAAUAUCAAACCUUGAAAGAAAAUAUUUGAUUUUAUUGAUUUUAUUAUUGAAUAUGCUACAUUGUGAUAAAAUUGAUAUAGAAUUGGUUAAUAUGUGGUGUGAUCGUAUUAAAAGUAUAGAUAUACGGUUAUUUUUGGAUCUCUUGGGGUUUGAAACGUAUGGUAAACCAUAUAUUUAUAAAGGUUUGAAGUCAAUUUACGAAAAUUUGAAAUCAUUAACCCUUCGAAAUAAAACCGAAAAUACAAACGAGGAAUUCAUUAAAUUUUUUGAAACUAUUAAAAAAAGGUUAAACAACCUUAUAGAAAGGCAACGAAAUACUAUUCAAGACUUCGAAAACAUAAUUAUCACAAUCGAUGUUCUAUUGUUUAAUACAUUAUUCGCCAAUAGUGAUCAACAAGAAUCGGGAUUUGAUAUCAACGAAUAUAAUACACUAAGUCAUGGUGAAAUUAUCAGGAUAAUAAAAGAGGAUCUUAUCCCCAAGGAUACUUCAAACAAUAAUUUACUAAUUCAGAUAUAUGAGCAAAAGGGACUGUUCAAUGAAGCAGUAUGUAUUCUGAGGUCUAACAUGGAUAGUAAGAGCGCCACUACAACAAAUCAGUUUUUUGAGUUUAUUAAGUCCCACAUAGAGCAGUUGCCAAAGGAGUACAUAUCAACAGAAUUGUCUAAUGACCUGGCAAUAAUAAUGGAAAAUUUGAGUAUGUUACUCAACAAGAGAGAUCUUCACAGAGUCGUCAGGAGUGCUCUCGAUAUAUUUAGAGAGAUAAAAAUGGACGUUCAUAUUUUACUACAAGGUGUUGAGGUGUUUGAAAAUGGUACAUUUAUAAAGGUCAUAAUUCUUGAAGAAAUUAACUUUGGGAAAGAUGAAAGGGGUAGUACGGAAGAUAUUGAAUUCCUCGUUCGAUAUUAUAUUGAAAAGAUGCAUUCGGAAAUUGUGACUAAAACCUUAUGGGAUAAAUUCAAGUCAUUUCAAAUUGAAUACAGAAGCGAUCACAAUUAUGAUAAAUUACCAAUAAAUGAAUAUUUAUUAACAAAGAUAAAAUUUGACUCCAGUUGUGAUCAAUUUGUGAAACUUUUUGAAAAAAUAAUUAGAAUAAAUGAUAAUAUGCCUAGCACUUCAAAGCUCCUCCAGAAUGAAAUUACCAAAUUUGAUGACAAUCAUAUUUUAUUUAUAUUAUUUUUCUUCACAGAAUCAUAUAAUGAUACCAUUGAUGAGAAGGUGAGGUUAAAUAUUCUCAUUGAGAAUAAUGCAUUUCUUGAAAUUCAGUCCCUUGUGAAUUCCACAAAUAUUGUUCGAUUGUUCGACCAAUAUUGCAAUGAGUUAGAUGAUGUUGAUCUGGCGAUAGAACUUUUAAAGAGGAACAAGAUUCUAUUGGAAGAAAAUAUCACAAAUUAUUUUACAAUUCUCGGGAGUAUUCCAAAACAAUCAUCUUUCCAUAAAUCUGGAUCUUUGAUUCUAAACAUACUAAUAAAUAGGCAAACAAAAUUGGAGGAAUUAGAAAUAAAAAAAUCGUUGUUGAAGAAUGAAGUCUCUAUUUACAAUGAUAUAUUGAAAAAGUUAGAUACAUGA
Molecule: messenger RNA, 2871 nt
Organism: Maudiozyma saulgeensis
Lineage: Eukaryota; Fungi; Ascomycota; Saccharomycetes; Saccharomycetales; Saccharomycetaceae
Source: the annotation of a GenBank genome assembly